Messenger RNA from Bombus huntii, 4750 nucleotides. Its product is annotated as maternal B9.15 protein-like. The record is from RefSeq and is a predicted model, not a curated record. Bases 647 to 1444 code for a protein of 265 amino acids. The transcript is spliced from 3 exons. Lineage: Eukaryota; Metazoa; Arthropoda; Insecta; Hymenoptera; Apidae. Gene Ontology annotation, cellular component: cytoplasm; nucleus. Gene Ontology annotation, biological process: negative regulation of mitotic cell cycle; negative regulation of cell population proliferation.
CAAGAAUGAGCUGGCAUAAUUCGUUGUGCUCAUUAUUUCGAAACAAUCGUUUUUUCAAAUUUGAUGUACCUUACAAUGGUGCCGUUUGCCUUGUUUCUGAUUAUUAAUCGUCGUGAUUGCGGUGUAAUUCGUCAAUAUUGUUUCUUUAAAUGAUUUUCCUAACCUGAGUUAUUAUGGUUCAUAACCUAAUUAAUACUCAUAACAUAUUGUUGUGUAGUUCUACUGUGAAACGAAAUCAGUCGUUUUGUGUGUCUAUAUACAUAUCUAUAAUAUAAUGCAACAAGUCAUGUGUACUUAAUAUAAUCAAAAUUUACUUGUUUAAAUGUUUUUUCCCAUUUGGCCAUUAGAAAAACAAACAAACAAGAUUUUUAUAGACACAUAUGUAGGAAUAAUAAAAAAUAAUUGGAAUAAACUGCGCAUGUGAAAGUAACAUUAAAAUAGCUUAGCAAAAGCUGUUUUCCAAACAAAAAUAAAAGAAAAACAUCAUAGAUCAUACAAAAUUUAGGCAUUGCUGCGGUGCAGAAGGGCUCUAUGUGCUCCACAUCAGCUUCAGCAAAUGAUACUUUAGUUUUCAAGAAUAUUGUAUCACAGCAUCAAAGGAGAAUUUCAUCUGCAAAUUAUAAACUUGGUACACGACAAAGACAACAUGCGCAACGAGAUUACUGCAGCAGUACUAUUCUUAGUACAGCUGAUAGAAAAAAACGAAAAAUUUAGUCCUGAUCAAUUGGAAUGUUUUAAACGACGUUUGGUGGAAUUGUUGACGGAACGUUUUAAAAAUCAUUGGUUUCCUGACAAGCCAUUCAAAGGCCAAGGUUAUCGUUGUAUUCGUGUAAAUGGUCAUAAUCGGAGGGAUGCAACUUUGGAGAGUGCUGCCAAUGCUGCUGGAGUAAAAUACGAAGAUCUAUCAUUACCAGUAGAAUUAACGCUUUGGGUUGAUCCCAAUGAAGUUUGCUGCCGAUUUGGAGAGAGCAAAGGGUCAUAUUGUACAUUGGCAUCAUUUGACGAUAAGGAAAAUACUGUACCAAUUUUUCAAGGAAAUGAAGGAUUAGAAAAGGAAAAUAAACAAUCUGAGGGGCCGACUAAGAUACAGAAAUCCCCUUUGACUAGUAAUACAGAUCAGCAACAAAAAUCAAAACCACUAAGCUCUGCUAAUCAAAAUCAACAGCAUAGCAAUAAUGGUACAGGUAGGAAACGCAAUCUAAACAGCCCGAGAUUGCACCUAAAUAGAAACCGUUCCUGGUUUGGUCACUCCUUCAGUAUGGGCUAUGGUCCUCAUCCAAUAAGUCAACCAUGGUAUAACAUUAUGCCUCCUCAUUUUUUGGGUGGUCCAUCUCCACCUCCUUUUAUGGGUCACAGAGGAAACAAAUGGAUUCAUCCACCAUCCUACCCUACAGGACCUACCCGGUUCCAUCAUUGGUCUCCCAAAGCUGCUCUUAAAGUAUAAAGAAUCCCUCCUUAUGAAAGUAGUUAAGAAAUCUGUUCCUUUUUAUAAAUAAGAUUACAACAUUUUUUUACCAAUUUAAAAAUUUUAUGUUUUGAUGUAAAACUACAUGACAUUUAUAGCAAUUCUAAAAAUAUAUUGUUAUUAGUAAGACUAUUAUUUACAUUUCAAUAUGAACGUCUUUGUAUUAGGAACAGGUUUAUUAACAUUUCAAUGACGAGAAUUAUCCAUUCUGUAAUUACAAAUGACCUUGUUCGAAUUACGACUAAGGCUUACGAUUUUUUAUGAUGAGAAAUGUUGCAUUAUUACAUGUUAUACAUAAAUAAUUAAUUGAAUGAUAGAUGUUUAAUUCCGGAUGCAAGGUUGCUUGUAAAAGAUUAGAUUAGGCAGAAUUUAAUUAUAAUGAAUUAAGUCAUUGGUGUGUAAGACGUAAAAAAGAUAAAUGUCAUAUCACUUGUGGCACUCUUUCUGAUUAAUCCUCGAAAAAAGGAUUUAGUAGGAGAUAGAUUGUAGGUAUUUCGAGAGGAAGCAGUAUUGAUUUUAAGUGAAUUUCUUAAAUUGAAUACAAUUCUUCUUUAAAUUAUAUGUAAUAAAUUUUAAUGCCUUAUACAGGCGAUCUCAGUUCAUUAAAUAACAUUUCAUAUUUGAAAUUCUGUCAUGUAAUAGAGAUAAAGAGUUUCAAAGGAAAUUCUUUUCUGUCAUGUGUAUAUAUGUAGUGUAUUCACGAUAACUGGAGCUUCAAAGUUCGCCUUAUUUUUCAGUAUUGUUAUAGCAAAGAAAAAAUAGAGAAUUUAGAAAAUAUGAUCUAUCAACUUGUUAAGAUAGUAAUACUCUAUAACAAUAUUGACAAAACAUGUAAGCUUUGAAAUUCUAGUAACACUGAUUUGAGAAUGACGUUUGACAAGUUCAAAUCAACUUUUACUGUAUAUUAUUAUAUUGCGUUAACAAACAGAGAGAAACAAUGUCGCUUCAGAAUUUGCAGGUCUGCGGUGCAAAGAAAUUUAGUAUAUUUUCGCUUUAAAGGCACAUCAUACCUGUUAUAUAAUACAUACUGCCUCCAGUAGAGAUUCUAUUAAUAAUCAUUUAUGUUAGAAGAUUAUUAACAAGUGCAUGAAUUUCAUAAUUAACGUACACUUACAAAAAUGAUGAUUUAUUUUAAUCAUGCUCUACAUGAAAAUAUAUUGAGCUUAUUGCUUUUAAGUAAAACUACUAAAACUUAGCAUUUAAGAAUAUACAUCAUCGAUGUUAGUAGAUCUAUAGCUUAUCACAGUUGGAACUUUAAUUCUAUCAUACUAAUGCAAAUGUGUACAUUCAAUUCAAUUCUUGUAUAUUGUAGACAAUUGAUAACAUCAUAGUAAUUUAUGCUCUUGCUUUGUUAACAACAUAAAUAUAUGUUUGAUUCAUAUUUGGGAAUUAUCUAUGUAUGAAGGACUCAAAAACCAAAUCAAAUAAAUAAGCCUCCUAAUUAUUACUUCAUACAGUAUUUUGAGUGUUACAAUAGUUUACUAUUUUUGCAUCUCGCUGUUUACCUACAAUUGUUUCAUUCAGAUAUAUUUGUGUAAAUGUACAUAUUACUAUAUUUAUAGAUGUAACAAAAUAAUAUUCUUUAAUUUUUAUAUUUAAACACUACUAGUGUUUGGUUUUUGAACCUUUCACACAUACGCGAACGUUUUAAUAUCAUACAUAUUUAAAGUAUGCAAUUUUGUUCAAUUUAUGUUGUAACAUAGAGUUAUUCAUAAAGGUAACUUUCACUUUAUUUAUGCAAUUUUAAUGUGAGAAUUACUUUUAAGAGUGAAUUAACAUUGUAUGUAAAAUGCAGUAUGCAGUGUAUUUUAUUAGUACAUUAAUUUAUAUGGUUAAAUCAUUUUAUGAACUUUUCGUUUAUAUUCUAAAACACAAAAUUGACGGAAAUGUGAAAAAUUUAAAUCAGAUAGGAUAGGUAUUAUUAUCCACUACAUAAUAUAAAUCUAUUUGAUGACACAAAUUUGAAUAUUGUUGCUAGAUACAUUUAGUGCUCUUAGAUAAAUUUCUAAAGAUAUAACCAGAUACAACAUGAAUAUUAUUGAGCAGACUGUGUUAAGGAAUUUUAAUCAAAUAUGUAGUAUAAAUUUUGCAACUUUCAUGUUCAACAUUUAGCAUUGUUUAAUAUAUGCAUGAAAUUUGCUGUAUUGUAGGUGAUUCUUGUGUUCAAUUUGUUAAAACUUAUUCAGAAGAGUCAUUUUGUUGUUAUGAAAGGUAUAAAAAUUCUAUAUAGAUAUUAUAAUGUAUAUGUAGAGUUAAGCAAUGUUGCAUUCGGACAUAUUCUUUUAUUAAUAUAUAUGAUGCUCAACAUUUGAAAUGUUCCAAACUUUUUAAUUGUGUUCAUAUAUUAAAAAAAAAAAAAGAAAAGAUACACUUUAUGCUCCAUACAAUAAACAUAUUCAAAUAAUAGAAAAUAUUCAGAAACAAUUUUUUGAUAAAAAAUCUAUAUUCAACUAACAUGUGAUAAAACACGUAGUAUUAAUGUACAUUUGCAUUCUUGACAAGAAAAAAAAAAUUACAAAGAUUUUAGGCAAAAAAAUAUUCCCUUUUAUAUAAAAAAUUCUUUUAUAUCUGUAUCUUCUUAAGUAAAUACAUUAUAGCUAGGCAUUAACAUUGACAAGUGAAUAUAGUGCUUUGGCGUAAAAAAUUGAAGUUCUUCAGAUUGUUAAAAAAAAAAAAAAAAACAAAAGAAAUUUACACAAUAUUAAAGAAAAAAUCGAAGAUUUCAAUUUGAAAUACUUUUUUUUUGUAUAUUCAAUACCUAGAGAAAAAUUUUAACAUUUCAUUGUUGUACAUUCUAUUAUCGUCUAUGAGACUGUACUUUACAAUCGUGUAGAAACAAUGUAUCCAAGAAGGAAAACAGGUUUGAUAUUAGGCUUUAAUGUUUGGAUCAUUUCGAUUGUAGGGUAAGGCACUAUAUAAACAUAUGCAUAUAUUCUAUCACUGCUGUGUCAUAUGUUAUAAAUCUACUUCUUGCAUAAUUAUGCAAUGAUAAUUAUAAUCCUGUUCUACAACCACAUUGAUCUUCGCAUUUUUUCAUAACUUUAAAUAUAUAUAUCUGUUCAAUAUUUUGUUUCGUGUUAUCUAAUAAAAACUAUAUUAGACAUUCAAGCAAAAUACUUAUACAUCAUUAAUUGUACAACCUCUUUACUUUUACCAUUACAGUCAAAAUUUCUAAAAUUAUUAAUCAAUAAUGAAUGAAAUUUCAAAAUAUUCUAGGAAGAUUCGUAUCUGUACUAGAAAAACAUAAGGAAUCAUAAUAAAACCGUAUUAUUAAUUAGAAAUUAA